Molecule: messenger RNA, 1854 nt
Organism: Lethenteron reissneri (Far Eastern brook lamprey)
Lineage: Eukaryota; Metazoa; Chordata; Hyperoartia; Petromyzontiformes; Petromyzontidae
Gene: TMEM144
Product: transmembrane protein 144
Biological process (GO): carbohydrate transmembrane transport
Cellular component (GO): membrane
Molecular function (GO): carbohydrate transmembrane transporter activity
Source: RefSeq, a predicted model, not a curated record
UGCCCGGAAGACAAGUCCCGUGAUGUCUCCCUCACUACGCCUCGAAGCUAUAAAGUUCGGGUUCGUUCAUGGCUCUAAUCAUUAUGUAAAUGAUCCAGCACAUCACCGAUCAUCGUCAGCACCACCAUCAUCACCAUCAUCAUCAUCUCCGGUGACCGCGUGACAAUGGGCAGCACGCUGGUCUCACCCGCUCUGAUGCUGCUCCUACUGCUGCUGCUGCUGCCGGUGCCAGCGGUGCUCGCUCAGAGUGCUCUCCCAGGUCCGGAGAACAACUCCUCUUGCGACGGAGCAUGCACGGCAGAGAACAAUGGAACCUUCAACCAAAACAUGGCCAUCGGAUUUACAGCUGCAGCGAUAACAAGCCUCUUCUAUGGGAGCAACUUUGUUCCUGUGAAGAAGUUUGACACUGGUGAUGGGAUGUUCUUUCAGUGGGCGAUGUGCACCUCCAUCUGGCUGGUGGGACUGGUGUCAAAUUUCAUUCAGCACUGCCCAGAGUUUUGGCCACUCGCUAUGCUGGGUGGAUUCCUCUGGGCCACAGGCAACAUUGCUACAGUUCCAGUAAUAAAGACGAUCGGCCUUGGACUCGGAUUUCUCAUCUGGACUUCAUCCAACCUCAUCGUGGGCUGGGCCAGUUCAAGGUUUGGUUGGUUUGGCUUGGACCCAGAAGUUGUUCCAAAUACAACACUCAACUAUGUUGGCACAGCACUGUCAAUUAUAAGGUCAUUUAUACUUUUGUUUGUGACAACUGAAGUGAACAACCAAAGUACAGAAGUGAGAGAAAACCAUAACAACAUUGUGAACUCCACCGAGGAAUUAGUAGACAUUGGAUAUGAAGAGUCUCCUUCUGAUGAAUCGUGGACGGACAAGCUGAGCCCAUUGAAUAAAAAGAUUGUCGGUUGUUCUCUUGCUCUUGUGGCCGGCGUUUUCUACGGUGCCAACUUUAUUCCUGCCAUCUACAUCAAGAACCACGGCAAGGACAAGAGCUCCAUCUACUAUGGAUCAAGCCAGUUUGACCUGGACUACGUCUUUGCCCACUUCUGCGGAAUAUAUCUGACAAGCAUAUUGUACUUCUACGUAUACUGCGCUGCGAUGAAAAACCGUCCAAAGGUCUAUCCGAAAGCUGUGCUGCCAGCCGUGGCCUCUGGUGCAAUGUGGGGUACUGCCACCUGCGGCUGGUUCCUUGCGAACACCCACCUGGGUGCAGCUGUCAGCUUUCCCAUCAUCACCUCGAUCCCCGGUAUUAUUGCUACACUAUGGGGAGUUGUUGUCUUCAAGGAAAUAAAGGGCAUGAAGAACCUGAUUAUUGUCGGGGUGGCCUUGAUCGUGACGAUAGCUGGGGCUAUCACAACCGGCCUUUCGCUGCUUUAACCCAAACAUUUCCAAUAAAGUCGUUAUGAUGCAUUUCAUGUGAUUACUCAAAUCAACGCUCAUGUAGAAAUUUGAAGGAACCCUUCUUUAACAAUGUGGAUGCAACCAGCACAUGUGUUGCUUUGCCAAUUGAUAUAUCAGGUAUUUAGAAAAUAUAUUUUAUAAUUGGAACCCUUUAUCAAUCCAGUGGUGAAUGAAGUCCUCCUAACGCCAUGUUAAUCGUGGUGGUUUAACCAUACUUCGUCACACUAGUCAGUGAAGGUUGAUGAAAGGGGUGGAGGGGGGACCUGGGCCGACUCGGAUAUCAGUCGCCACCAAUGGUAACCAUAGCCGGGAGUCGAACUCGGGUAGCCAGGCUCACCACCACGCUCCCAGGAGUAACAUUUCAAUAAUUAAGUAAUGAGGAUGAAUUUCGAUUUAAAGCUUUCGUGACUGCAGGGAUUCAUCUUCUUGGUUCUUUCGGUAAAGUCACGUAGAAGGGAAAUA